Molecule: messenger RNA, 285 nt
Organism: Urocitellus parryii (Arctic ground squirrel)
Lineage: Eukaryota; Metazoa; Chordata; Mammalia; Rodentia; Sciuridae
Gene: Akap14
Product: A-kinase anchoring protein 14
Cellular component (GO): cAMP-dependent protein kinase complex
Molecular function (GO): protein kinase A regulatory subunit binding
Source: RefSeq, a predicted model, not a curated record
AUGGAUGCAUCUGAAAUACCCAAAAGUCAGAAGGUAAUGUUUUUGGAUAAGGAUUCUGAAACCAAUGCAACAACGUCUAUGAUGACAGCAAUGAUGGAGGACACACAAGACAACAGAAAUGUGACCGAAGUAGCUCUGGCUCUAGUUGAGGAUGCCAUCGCUGUUGCUGUUGAGUUUGUGGAAGAAGCUAGAAACCCCAUCAAAAACAUCAAGUGGAUUACUCAUGGUGAAUUCACUGUAGAAAAAGGCCGCAAACAAAUUGAGAAGUUUGUUUUGGUAAGUUAG